AUGUACAUGCACAAAAUAGAAGCAGUACUACCAUCACUGAAACUUUUAAUAUCAGACUCCAAGAUCCAAGCUCUUGUCAAGUUUGCCAAGAAUGUUCCACUUCCAGAGGUCCAACCAAGCACCAAUGACAUUCCAUACAGGAAACCAAUGCCAUCCAUUGACGUCAAAGCAGUGAAGUCUGAGAUGUCCACAGCUGCCUUGCGCCGUACCAAGAGACUCAUGCUAUGGAGUAGGAAAACCAGGAUUGCUGGUACAACUCUACCUACUAGGAAGGUCACCAAUGUAGAAGAACUAGAUAGCGCCCCUGCCAAACCACCUUCCCCUCCUGUAGCACCACUCAAAGGUGAUGUAUAUUACACAGCAUCGGAUCACUCCGAUGAGGAUAUCCAACACUGGGCAGCCUCCUCCCAGGUUCCAAGAUUUGAUGACAAUGAUUCCACUACCAACCAGACUCACACACUUCUUAGAUUCGUUAUCAGAGAGGUGGUGGUGUCCAUUUCUAAGCCAAGCACCAGCAUACUACCCUCACCAGCUAGCAGCGGAGAUAGGAGCACCAGUCCAGCUCCUCCCUCCCCCACCGAGACUGGAGAGUCCGAGUACCUUAGCCUUAGGAUAGACUCUGUGUGUGUGGACGUAGCCCUGAGUACCUACGGCCUGGCUCUACAUAUGGGACUGAGGGGCAUCCAAGUCAUUGAUAAGUUUCAUAUAGGUCCAGAUGGCACGUAUCUUCAUUUGCUCAGCUCAGCAGCAACUUCAGAGUUAUUUUCUGUCCUCUACAGAAAGGUUGAUUCAAAGUGUCCUGAUUUCAAUGGCUACUAUGGCUCUACAGAGCAAGCUGUGGUCGUCAACUUCAGUGCUCUCAAUAUCCUGUUCCACAGAACAGCUGUGCUCUUCCUGAAGAAAUCCAUCACAGAGAUGAUAACAAGUUUGAGUUCUAUCUCUCUAACUGAGAAAGUUGGGUCACCAUUGACAUCAGACCCUGAACCUACCCCACCAAGUACAGAAGCAGAGCAAGAGACAGAUCAUUCAGCCAAACCACAGGCGCCCAAGGCUCCUGUGAGAGGCAUCAUCAGGUUCCACGGUGAGGCCACCAUGGAGUAUCUAUGCAUCACGCUGACUGACGUCUAUGAGUCUCUGGCCAAUGUCUAUAUCAGGGGAUUGCAGUUCUCUCUCAUAGACAAGGAUACAAGGAUGACUGUCAAAGCAAGAUUGAAAGAUUUCUCCUUUGAGGAUGCAGUUGUAAAUACGCCUUAUCCCAAGAUCAUAUGUCUACAGGACCAGACUGCUGUUGAUAUUAGGUUUGUCCAGUUCAAACAACCCACCCGUCAGCCCAUCCCCACCAUCAUCCCACCAGACCCUGGGGCCUCUACGGGACCCACCCACGUCCAGCUAGACUACAGCCUCAAGGUCAGGCUAGGGAGUAUACAGGUUGUGCUACUUGGACCUUACAUCAAGGAACUACUGUCUUUCUUUGAACCAUUCAUCAACCAAGGUGCUAUUGAUACAGCAAAAGAGGCAUCUAGCAAAGCAGUUCAGACAGUGGAUGAGAUGCAGCAGACCGGGGUAAAAGUAGGACUAGACAUCAAGAUCCGUUCCCCCAUCAUCCUGGCGCCCGAGAAGCCCAACUCCGCCCAUGCCUUGGUGGCCAACCUUGGCAACUUGUCAAUCAUCAGUUCGUUUGAUACGGAGGGCGGGAUCGAGUCGCCGGAUGGGCGGGCCAAGGUGACAGCCCCCCUGAUGAUGUAUAUUACUACGAGACUCACAUCUGUGCAGAUAUCAAGAGCUGUAAUCCAUGCCAAUCAGACUAUUGGUUCCUAUCGACUUAUUGUGGAACCUGUGGAACUCCGUGUUGACCUCAGCCGACCUGUUGACCCCGACGUGGCUGCCGUGACCCCACUGAGAGUCACUGCAAACCUUGAGAUCGUUCAGAUCAACAUCGGAGAACAAGAUAUAGUUACAAUUUUGGCAACGCUGAGCGAAAAUCUGAUGGCGCCCCCUAGGGUCGUGGCAGAAGCAAUGAUUGAAGAAACCUUAGCUACCACAGAGGCAGAAGUUCAUGAAAGUCUUCCAGCUAGCAGUGUCUCUCCACCGGCCAUUACCCCACCUCCCAAACCCAAGGACACCAAACCAAGGAAGACCAUGUUUAUUCAGUUUGUUAUGGAUGGAGCGGAGCUAGAGUUCUAUACCAAUGAACAAAGAUUGCAAAGGAGUGGAAAGGGUGUGUCUUCCCGUGACCCGAGGAAUGGCCUGUCACGCUUCAGGCUCCAUCAGGUCACUGGAUCAAUGUCAGCCUACAGUACUGGAGCCAUGAAUGUCACUGCUAGUAUACUCACAAUCACCCUGGAAGAUAUUCGACCUAACAGCCCUCUGGCUAUCCGACAGUUACUCCUGAAGAGCAGUAAGAAAGCCAGUCGACGUACAUCAGCACCUGGGAGCCCUCCAUCCCCUAAGGUUACCCCCAUGGUAGAGUUCACUUAUACUCAGGAUGAGAAUCAGCUACAAACCAUUGAUUUCAUCAUCGAAGGUGUCAGAGUUAACAUCUUUGUGCAUUACCUUUUGGCCAUCUAUAACUUCUUGAGUAGUGCAUUGACCCAGAGCAAACUGGAAUCACCACUCAGUCCCAGCGGUGGGCAGACAUCCAGGCAGUCAUCUCGGACACUUUCAGUGCAAGGAGGUCCGGUCGGUCAGAGCGUAAGCCAGUCAGAAGGCUUGAACCUCAGAGCUACGACCCCAGCAAGAACGACCUCUAGGUCACUACAGGUCAAAUGCCAGCUGAGGAGGCCAGAGAUUGUGUUGUUUGAUGACCCGACCAGUCAGAACAGCCAGUGUCUUGUCCUUAGGAGUGUGGGAAAGUUUGCCUAUAAGAGCAGUGAGAUUGGACAACAGGUAGUUGCCAAUUUGGAUAAAGUACAGAUAUUUUCCUGUGUAUAUUCCCAAGCAGUGCGGACAGCAUAUCAGGUGCUUGAACCGUGUGCAGUGACCUUUACCCAGGUCACGACCCCUGACCAGGGUGACCUGAUGACCGCUGACUUCACUGAUGUAUGCCUUCAUUUAUCACCUAGAGUGGUCUAUGUGGUAAGGGGCGUGUCUGAGGCCCUAGCAUCGGUCACACAGAAACCAGCCAGCAGUCGACAGCUUCUAGAGGAUUAUGAGCACGAGGAUCUAUGGGGUCCUAAACCCAUCUUCUCACAUAGCUUCCAUAAACGCAAAGGGAGUAUGAAGAACAUGGUUGACUUUGCCCCGCCUACUGAACCCACCACCACACCAAGGCAGAAGCUUACCGUCCAGCUUCCCAGGUUUGAAGCAUACAUGGAGCUUGAAGAAGCCCUGGACCAUGUGGCCCUGCUGAGGCUGAGCUGUGGGUUCCAUGCCUCAAUCAUUGACUGGUCAUUCAAUUUGAGAGCUGAGGCUGAGAUGCACAUGGGUAUGAUGUCCUACAAUGAAAAGCUUUCAGUGUGGGAACCCAUCGUUGAACCGGUUAUGGAAAAAGAGGGAGAUUAUAGAGCAUGGGAAGUCACUGCAAAGCUUACCCGGGCAGAGAGCCACCCUAUCAAGUGUUACAGCAUGUGUGAUCGUAGUCCUGAUGGUCCACAGGACAGUGUUGAUGGAGGCAUCCAGUUGGUCCACACCCCAGGCUCCUACCCUGUGACUGAGACAGACUCGGAUAGCGACACGACCAGUGAGACGGAACUGGAGUGGGAUGGGCAUUACAGUAGUAGCUUCCUCAGCAGUGACAUUGCAAGCCCGCAGGAUGAAGACAGGAACCCUCCGCAAGAGAGCAAGUCAGAGAACGAAGAUGAGGAUGAAGAGAACGAUGGAGGAUUCUUCAACAAGGUGGAGAAUAUCUUCAGGGAUAUCUUUUCAAGUGAUUCUGAGGAAGAGGAAGAAGCUGCAGGAGGAGGGAGAAGUGAAACUGAUGGUGGUAGGAGAAUGGAGUUGGCUUUGUCGGGUGGAGUUAAUACAGGACAGUGUGAUAGCGGGAUAUCAUCAUCAACAAGGAACUCAAACUCACUAGCAAGCUCGGAACCAAGAGAUGAAAUAGACAGUGAUACAGAGGUUACUGAUGUGGAGGUGAUGGCCAACUACAUCAUCCUGAACUCGCAGGACAAGCUUCAAGUCACGGUGACCCCGGUCUCGCUUGGAGUCGUCAAGGACCUCGCUGAAGCUUUCAGUACAGUUCCUGAACCUCAGUUACAGAUAAUGCGAAAUGUACAAGAAGCAUCCACUCAAAUUGUCAAUACAACAGGUCUGAAUGCAAGACUUCUAGUGCCUUCAUCUUUCAUUGAGAAUGCCGAUUCGGUUGGUAUCAGCUUGGUACCCAUCAACGGGGGACUCGUUGCGCCAAGCCGAGCCAACCACCAACCCCUCACCCCAGAGGAGACCCGCGGUGUUGACACCACCGAUGCAGCCACGCCCGACGAUCCCCUAGAAACAGAAGGGCUUGAUGACUUGGAGGACCUUGUUAGAACCUCAAAGUACUGCAAGGACAAGUCCCAUGUAUCCUGCAUCUCAGCUGACGAUACAGACAGCGGUGCUCAGGACGUCAAUCAAAACGGUGUCACACUAGAGGUUGAUGGAUUCCGUUCUCUGACUAAUCUAAUUCCUGCCGUAGCCGGCACUUCUCUCUAUCCUCUCUCUCCUUCUAACUCACAGUCUGAUAAGGUCUAUGGGAUUGUACGAGAAGUUCAUAUCAGCCACGGCAAAGAGAAAAUCAAGCUCCGUUCUCCCCUUCAGGUAGCCAACCACUGUCUAGUAGCAGUGCAGCUGUUCUACAAGAAGCUUGAUCUACAGACCCUCCAUGGGGCUAUCAUACCAGGGCUGGACGAAGAAGAAUUCACCAGUCUUGGCAUCAUCCAGCCUGAGGAGGUGAUGGACAUACCGGUCAUUGUCGCCUACCAUGCGGGCAUUUAUGCUUGUCCAGUUGACCAGGGGUAA
Lytechinus variegatus (green sea urchin) is the source of this 4935-nucleotide messenger RNA. RefSeq names its product vacuolar protein sorting-associated protein 13A-like. The record is from RefSeq and is a predicted model, not a curated record. Gene Ontology annotation, cellular component: extrinsic component of membrane. The transcript is spliced from 36 exons. Gene Ontology annotation, biological process: protein targeting to vacuole; protein retention in Golgi apparatus. The coding region runs from base 1 to 4935 and encodes 1644 amino acids. NCBI's taxonomy places the organism in Eukaryota, Metazoa, Echinodermata, Echinoidea, Temnopleuroida, Toxopneustidae.